Molecule: messenger RNA, 603 nt
Organism: Arachis stenosperma
Lineage: Eukaryota; Viridiplantae; Streptophyta; Magnoliopsida; Fabales; Fabaceae
Exons: 2
Coding region: 1-603 (200 amino acids)
Source: RefSeq, a predicted model, not a curated record
AUGGCCGACAUAGUCAAUGAGGUAAUAUUUUCUGAACCCUCAACUGAAGACCUUGAUCUUAUGAUAUAUCAUCUCAAUGAAAAAAUCAGAUGCUUCUUAAAUGAAAACUAUGAUCUUGAAUCUCAAGUUACCAUUCUAAAAGCAGAAAAUGAUUUUCUCAAAGAUAAAUUAAGGAAAGCUGAAACUGCUGUUGAUCUUAUUGAAGAAAACAAGCAGUUAAAAGCUGAACUUAAGAGCUUAUCCAAAAGAAAGGACAACAUGUGGUAUAUGGAUAGUGGGUGCUCAAGGCAUAUGACCGGAAAGUCAACAUUCUUCAUCAAUCUUGAUGAGUAUGAUGGAGGCUUUGUUACUUUCGGUGACAAUAGAAAAAGAAAAAUAGUGGCCAUAGAUGAUGAUGCAGGUAGUGGAACUGAUGUGAACCAACAAGCCAAUCAAGAAAAUUCCAAAUAUGUCACAUCUAUUGAAUCUGUCUGUCCAGAAACUUCUCUUCAGAAUGGAGGAGACAUUUCUGUUUUGUUUCGUGAACAAGCCAGAAAAUCCAGAACAGAGUUGCCUACUGAAACUCGUCAAGGCAAAACCUUUCCUCAAAGGCCACGUGAAUAG